Molecule: messenger RNA, 963 nt
Organism: Seminavis robusta
Lineage: Eukaryota; Bacillariophyta; Bacillariophyceae; Naviculales; Naviculaceae
Source: the annotation of a GenBank genome assembly
AUGCCGGACACCAAUAAAACGAUCACCACCACAACCAAAGCCGAUGGAAACUUUGGACCCAACUUUGGCACGCUCUGUUUCAUUGUGCUUCAUUGGUCCCUCCAUGCCAGUAGCUUCAUCUUUGAUAUUCCCAAGAAACGAAUCCGAGAAGGAUAUCGGAUAUGGCCAGAAUAUAGAUGGCAUGCCAUCGGCUUUACUUCCAGAUCACUGGCCUUUAUUCUACUCAUGUGGCAAGAACAAAUGAAUGGCAUUCUUCAAAACUAUCCUUCCACAUCCAAGGGAUGCUACCAGGAAAUGGAUCUUGUCAUUGUACUAGCCACCUGUGCCUUUGCCGAUUUCGGAUCCUACUACGUGGAACGAGACAACCAUUCCAACACUGUUCGAGGCAUCACGUUUACGGAUCCAUUUGAACAAUGGUAUGCAUCGGAAGUGCAAAUCUAUUUGACUGCCUAUUGCAUUGUGGGAUACCGACGGUACACAUUACAUUUGUUGGCAAUCAGUAUCAUCCAGUGCAAUGCCUUCAUGAUGACCAUGCGACGCAAAAAUGUAGCUCCACAAGGUGCAUUGACUGCCAUCUACAGUCUCAUGCUAGUGGGCGCCUUGGUGGCCAUCACGUAUGAUGACCGAUUCAGCCAUCGAAGCGGUGUCGGGGCUACGUUUGGAGGAGUGGCAUCCAUAUUGCGCCUGGGCUUUGGGGUCAACAAGUACAUGUAUAUCCUAUGGACAGUACUGUGGUUGGUAUGGUAUUACAUCCGCAUGAAUCAGCUUUUGCCCUACUUCAACACCAUGUUUUGGCUGAAUGGUCUGGUCAUUACCUUGAUUAUAAGCACCAGUUUGGGAUUCAUCAAGCGAUCCAGGGCUCCCAAGGAGAGCCGGAAUUCUGUGGUUGCCUUUGUGGCCUUUGCAUUUCAUGCUGUCCUUCUGGGUUACCUAUAUUGGAUGAACUUUGUUCGCACCCAAUAG